This is a messenger RNA of Rhododendron vialii, 1115 nucleotides long. RefSeq lists its product as uncharacterized. NCBI's taxonomy places the organism in Eukaryota, Viridiplantae, Streptophyta, Magnoliopsida, Ericales, Ericaceae. The record is from RefSeq and is a predicted model, not a curated record. The coding region runs from base 1 to 675 and encodes 224 amino acids. The transcript is spliced from 7 exons.
AUGGGACUGAAGAAAAUAAGGAUGAAUCUGGGUGAAAAGUUUGCUCUCUUCUUGACUGUUUUUCCAAACAAAAAGAGAUGGAUAUGGGGUUUGCCGGAGAUGGGCCUCAACGCAGAUGGGGUUCACCGGAGAGGGGCGUCGCCGGAGAUGAGUGGUGGGACAGGCUUUCUCAACAAGUCAGCACCCGCACGUAGUACCCUUACAACUCAACGUUACCCGGACCAGACCCGAGUUAGUCCGGUUGGUACUCUCCCCCACGAGCCGACAGAUACCUCUCCUGAGAAACCUCAGGGGAGGUCAGUGAAAUUUGCCCAAAACAAAACCCUGAAAUCUGAUUUUGAUUUUCCCCCAAAUCAGUCUGUUUCCCCCAAACCCCCCAAAACCAACCAGACCAUCAGGAAAACCAACGAAGAGAGAGAAAGAGGAGGACCAGUAGCGACACCCACCACCACCGGUGACUCUCACCACCAUCGUCUAUCACCACCACCGGCGACCAACCCUUUGCGAAAUUGCGACACCAUGGGCACCGAUGACAAAUUCCAUUGCCAAGACUCAGUCAAGGGACUGAAAGACACAAGUUCACAGCAUGAAGGGGCACCAAAGACAACUCUGCUACAUGGAGAAAGUUCUGACCCGAGAAUGUAUCUUUUUUUGGAUAUUCGAGGAAGACUUUGACAGAAUAAGAUCUCAGAUCCAUGAUAGAAUCAACUCUUACUUGCCUCAUUGAUCAUCAGUUGGUCUUUCUACCAAACCAAGUGAAGGUGUGAACCAAGAAGUGAUAACAUACUACAAGUGGUGAAGAACCGAGGCAGUGGUUCAAGCAAUUAAGUCCCAAGUUGCGCUCAGCAUCGCGGGGAAUCGGAGAUCCAUUAGAAUGGUCUCCGUGCAACUCAAACAAAGAUGUUGAAUCAAUAGGUGGCGAAGAAGAGUAGAAUCAUUUGAUAGCAAAUAAAAUGGAGAUGGAGAUGGAGAUUGAAUUACUAGGUCUAUUUGUCCUACAAUUAAAAUAAUGGAAUGUAAUCUAUUUUUGUUUUGCAAAUGAGGUUUAAACUAUUAGAGAAGAGAAUGUACUCUUAUUUAUUUUGCAUGUGAAUGAUAAUUAGCCUACUUAUUUA